Aspergillus chevalieri is the source of this 1764-nucleotide messenger RNA. RefSeq lists its product as uncharacterized. The record is from RefSeq and is a predicted model, not a curated record. Lineage: Eukaryota; Fungi; Ascomycota; Eurotiomycetes; Eurotiales; Aspergillaceae. The coding region runs from base 1 to 1764 and encodes 587 amino acids. The transcript has a single exon.
AUGUCCCCAAGCACAUUCCAAGGAGCCGCCUACGUCCAAGGCAAAGCCUCCGGCCGACUCCUCGCCAGCAACAUAGAACUGAGCUUCUGGGGCGGCAUAAACCCCCAAACAGGCGAGAUAAUCGACCGUCAUCACACAUUGAGCGGGCAAUUUCUCCAAGACACUAUUCUCGCUAUCCCGGGUGGUCGUGGCUCAUGUUCUGGUAGCGGGGUUAUGUUGGAGCUUCUGCUUAAUGAUAAGGGGCCAAAUGCGAUUUUGUUUGAGCGAAGGGAGGAUAUUUUGACCCUUGGGGUGAUGAUUGCUGAGGAGGUGUUUGGGAAGUCUAUACCGGUUGUGAUGCUGGGACCGGAGGGUUUUCGGGAGGUUUUGGGGUUGGAUGGCCGUUUCGUACAUGUCGUCAAUGGUCGGGUUUAUAGUGAUGAGUCUCUCGUUAAUCUGGACAAACAUACACUAGAGACCGGUGCCAUUCAGUCUCUACCUCUGGCGAGUGAUUUAGAGCUCUCAGAUAUUGACAGAGCCUUCCUCGAUGGUGCCUACGGCGAAGCCGCCCGGGUAUCAAUGCGGAUCAUCCUCCGGAUGGCAGAUCUACUAGGAACCAGAAAAUUGAUGGACAUCACCCAAGUCCACGUGGACGGCUGUAUCUACACAGGGCCAGGAUGUCUCAUCUUUGCAGAGAAGCUCAGAGACUGGGGAGGAAAAGUCCGUGUUCCAACCUCCCUCAACUCCAUAUCCAUUGAUCAAAAAAGAUGGCGUGUCCAAGGAAUCGAUCCCGUUUUCGGUGAAGCUGCUGAAAGACUGGCAGAUACCUACAUCAGUAUGGGUGCACGCCCGACAUUUACUUGCGCUCCUUAUCAACUCGAAAGCGCGCCGAAAUUUGGUGAGCAGGUGGCUUGGGCUGAGUCUAAUGCCGCUGUUUACGCAAAUAGUGUACUCGGGGCAAAGACCAUGAAGUACCCCGAUUUCCUUGACAUAUCGAUUGCUCUGACUGGUAGGGCACCAAAGGGGGGUCCUCAUGUUAAAGCCAAUCGUCUGGCUUCAGUUAUUGUGACGGUUACAGGCGUCCCCGGAGCCGUGAAGAUCGAUGACUCUUUUUAUCCUCUCCUAGGUUACCAUGUAGGGGCUAUAUCCCCCUGUCAGAUCCCGGUGGUAGUGGGGAUCGAGUCAUUCAGCCCAUGCAAAGACGAUUUAAGAGCUUUUGGGGCUGCAUUCGCGACUAUGUCGAGCGCUCCGAUGUUCCAUAUCGUUGGUGCCACACCCGAAGCAACUUCACUCGACGCUGUAAUAAACGAAAAAUUCCAUCCACGCUCUAUCGAGAUAAACCUGAAGCAACUGGCUGAGAGCUGGAAUCAGCUCAACAGCGCAUCUCAUCCUCAACCAGUGGACCUGGUGUCCCUUGGAAACCCCCACUUCUCUCUGACAGAAACCAGAAAGCUCGCUGAACUCUGUCGAGGGCGCGCGAAAGAUAAGAACAUUGCUAUUACAGUUACCUGCGGACGUUCUGCCUACGGCAUAGCUUCUCAGGCUGGCCUCGUUGAGGAGCUAGAAGCAUUCGGGGUUCAGUUCAUCACUGAUACCUGUUGGUGUAUGAUUACUGAGCCGAUCAUUCCGCCGUCAACGGGCGCUAUCAUGACGAAUUCCGGCAAAUAUGCACACUAUGGACCUGGGUUAACUGGAAGGCCGUUCUACUUUAGGAGUUUGGCUAGAUGUGUUGAAGCUGCGUGUGGUGGUUGUAUAGCCGAUGUUCCGGGUUGGUUGUCGGGUUGA